Magallana angulata is the source of this 8844-nucleotide messenger RNA. RefSeq lists its product as uncharacterized. Gene Ontology annotation, biological process: detection of mechanical stimulus. Gene Ontology annotation, cellular component: membrane. Gene Ontology annotation, molecular function: protein binding; calcium channel activity; calcium ion binding. The record is from RefSeq and is a predicted model, not a curated record. NCBI's taxonomy places the organism in Eukaryota, Metazoa, Mollusca, Bivalvia, Ostreida, Ostreidae. The transcript has 26 exons. The coding region runs from base 31 to 7200 and encodes 2389 amino acids.
GAUAACGGACCAGAACUUGGAUCCGUCAAAAUGAACAGCUGGAUCCUCGCCUGGGGAUUCGCUCUGCUUUCUGGCACGAUGGAUUGUGAUCUCAUCACAGAUAAUAACAACAUCCUCAACUCCUCUAACGAAGUGGAAGUUACUGACUACACAGGGGUUCCUCUCCCUGUCCGACAGGAUCAACCUAUCGCUAUUGUUAUUAAGAUCACUGGAUUAAAUGUCACCAUGACAACGGCGUGUAGUUGGACGCUGCAUGACAUAACCACUCAUUGCGUUAUAAAACAACCCCGUUUCUUUAAUAUGAUUAUUACUGAAAUUAAUUUAACAAAGGAGUUCUGGUACCUCCCUUAUGGUGUGCACAGCCUCUUUGUUCACACCGAUAUCCAUUUGGAUCAGAAAGAUCAAAACACGAGGAUUCUCUUGCACUACGAGAACGUGACCGACGUACAGGAGACAGCGACGAUAUUUCCAAUAACUAUCACCCAGUUAAAUGCUACUGUCAACGUUGGGAGCCAUCAGCGAGAUGAAUGGGCCCUGCCCCAUUCGUUCUGUGACGGUCAGUCUGUACAACUGAAUUUUACCUCAGGAGCAUUCACGUUGUAUUCCUCAAACGGGGUAAAAACUGUAAUCAGUAAGUAUUCAAAGACCUCCAUCACCUUAUCACAAAUUCCCCGAAGGAAUAGCAUCUUUCCCGCUGUUGAAGUUUACACCCCAAACGACACACAACGCAAUGUUUCUGUUGAGUUUUUCGUAUUUUCAAACGUCGAGGAUGACAUCCAGCUGAGUGUUAAAUAUGAUGAUGACACUCCAGGAGAAAGUUUCAAAGUUAUAUCAAAGAGCAGAAUAAUUUCGCAUACGUAUUUGAAAAAAGGAAACAUCACUGUUCAUUUUAACGCCUUUUAUAAGGACUUGCAGAUUUUAAAUAUAAGUCGCUCUGUUAUGGUAUUGGAUCAUUAUUGCUUCCAGCCUUCACCGAUGUUCAGCAUUAACAAUUCAGUCCGCUCUAAUCCCCUCACAGUGUUCAUGUCCACUGAUCUAGUUAUCAAAAGCAGGAAACAAAUCUAUCCCCACCCGAAAGGCUGUGGUAAUGAUUCUCUAGGUCGGGUGUCCUAUUUCUGGGAUGUUACAAAUGUCAAGACAGGAAGGAGAGUAACAUCAACACUAGUCCAGCUAACCCUUUCUUCGAGAACACCGGGACUGUUCAAAGUGUCAUUGAAAAUGAAAGUGGGACAAUUUACGACCAGUGGGAUCCUGUAUGUCAAGAUCAUAUUGGAACCAGAAGCAAAGUUCCAUAAUAAUUUAUUAUUUCGUUCACUUCCACUUAGAAAUAACUCAAGAAUCACGUCUCUUGCCGAUAUCUUGCCUGUCUAUGAUCAAAAUAUUACAACUUGUUGGAACUCAAAAUUGCUUUCAGCAGACCUCUGGGGUCAACCAGAAAUGAAAAACUUUUCGGUCACAAAUCUCACAAAUGCAUCUUUUAUACAAGACUCUUAUGAACUUAGGAGUGAACUGGGCGUAUUCGAAAUUGCACUGGGUGUUUUCAACGACCUAAACAACGUAGAAUUUCUAUUCCAAUUCCUUCAUCUAUAUCUGGAUGUGAACAAUACUCGAUGCACCACACAGAUUUACUGUUUAGACAACUGUAAGCCAAGAGCCAGUUUAUCAAGGAAGUUCAUCGCCAAAGUCUCAGCCAACUGUUCUUCUCAAGUAGAAUUCUAUGGAAUUGUGGAGAAUUUAUAUUUUUUUCAGCAUCAUGAGAAAGCUCUGCCAACAUCUAGUAGAAGCGUACACUUUGAAAAAGAUACGAUUACUGUCGACACGAGUGAUCUUUUACCAGGGACAUCGUACAUUGUAUAUGUGGAGAGAAAAACGUCUCAACAUUUUGAACAACCGAUCCCAUGGUUAUUCUCUCUUCAUACUAACACUCCACCAAACAAUGGUCAGUGUGAGAUCAAACCAAAGAAAGGCUUGGUGCUUCAGACAGAGUUUUCUGUAGAGUGUUGGGGUUGGAUAGCAGGGGAGAACUACACCACAUGGGAUCUAGAAACCACCGUGCCAUUGGUUUACUCUAUCUGGUACCGCACGGCUGAUGUUGGCCAAGUGUUGAUUUAUCAGGGAUAUGAGUCUUCCUCUCCACCGUUUGUUUUACCCGCGGGUCCUUCUUCCAAUAACCACACGGUCCAGAUUACAAUAGAAGUUAGAGACAGGUUCGGUGAUUCCAGUGAACAGACGCUCUCAGUAUCUGUCAAGGAAAAACAUGAAGAGAAUAAUAUUGAAGAAAAUCUUGAAUCUCUUCUUAAAAAUCUUAAUCACCUACGUGCAAAGUUCCAAUAUACGCAGCAACCCGAGAGUCAGAUUCACAUCAUCAAAAUAACAGCCAACGAGAUCAGCAAAAUUCUGACCAACGAUUCUUAUGAAAGUAUGGAUUUGAAAGAACUUUUAUCUGCUGAUUUUUCUGAAAUAAUAACAGCAAUGAAUAACUCAGAAUCGCAUAUUUUACAGCGUCUUAGACAGACUAUUAAUAUUCUUACCAAUUAUACACUGAAUUGGUUUACUAACUCCUUCCUCAAAUACCUCGCCCCUGGAAAAGGUGUCUAUUCUGAAAAGGAGGCCUGCCACUUGACGACUUUGUCUCUCUUCACCAUUGAGGCGUGCACACGUCACCCUGAUAGAAUGACUCCCGAAUCAUUGGAAAAUGUUGUGAAAACACUCAAUGUGUCACUUACGAACCAACUACUGGAGGCAGUUUUCAACGAUGCAUCGAAAUACAGACAAGCUAUUGAUAGUUUUACAAAAAUUAUUAACAACGUAUACACUGGAAUCUAUAGUCACUACUUCGCUGAAACAGAUGAAUUAAUGAUGAAAGAUUAUAUGGAACGAUGGGUGACUGCAAAUGAUUCAACAACAAUGGAAAAAGUGCGGUUGGUGCAAGAGUUUGUGUCUUCAGAAAAAAACCAAACAGCCCUUAAUAUGCAGGUGUUGUCUGCGUCUUCAGUCGUUUUAAUGACGUCCAUAGAAAUGAUAGAAAAGGUGCUCAAAGCCAUGAUGACUGAAACCACGCUAUCUGUAAACCAUUCAUUCAUGUCAAUGACAAUGACGAGAAUUAAUUCCCUACCAUUGAAAAAAUACCCCACUUCUGUAGGCGAAAUUCAGUUGGAACUCGAAUCUCAAGCAGUUGGCAAACCUUCGCAUGAAAAUGUCCAACCAAACGUGGAUUUGUCGAUCGUGGCGUUUAGAAGGUCACCGUUUCCUGAAGUAAAUGAUACGUUGUAUUCUUCAUCUGAUGUGCUCAUGAUGUCUGCUAACGUGUCCUGUAACGUCACGACACAGACUAAGAACAAAAAUUUGCAUGAUCUUCACAAAAGCUACAUGUCCUUUGACUCUACUGAUGCUGCUUACCUGGAUUUCGGUGUCAAUUUACACGACUUAACUAUCGUUUAUUUAGACUUGGAAAAUGUUUCAGACGCAGAUUCAUUUGAGAUAUACGUAAAAGGAGGUAUUUUGCCGACAAAGACAAACUUCGAUGCUAGUUUCAAAGUUCGGAAAAAUCAGAAGAAUUACAGAAUUCCUGCUGAAAAGCUUUCACAUGCCAGAGGAUUUCUAAUGAUUGUAGCAAAAGAUAAAACACAAAGGCGACAUAAAAGAGAUGCCAACAUGAGUAGAUGUGGGAAAACCGCUAAAAGACGUGUGGGAGUUCAAGUUUUUUCUGCUGGAUGUCGGACAAGAUCAUUCAACACGUGGAUACCCGGGGAAUGCAAGGUUAGCUUCAAAUCUUCCAAGCAGUCCACAAUCUGUCAUUGUCCUCAUAAAGCGGGGGACAGAAGUUUCUUUAUUUCAACGUUCUACGUCCAGCCAAACCUUAUUGACUUCACGUCGAUCGAUCAUUUCAUCACUGACUUCGACGUAGAUAAUGCUGCUGUUUAUGGGGCUCUGAUUCUUCUGUUAUGUCUAUAUGUGGUUUUAGUUAUUGUACUAAGACGACAGGACCACAGGGAUACUCUAAAGUGGGUUCCCCAGUUCUUGUGUGACAAUGGUGAAAACGACGUCUGCUACCAUAUGAUCACUGUAUACACUGGCAUGCGAAGAGGAUCAGCCACCAUGUCAAAUGUCAAUUUCAUUAUCGUAGGGGAGGAAGAAGAUUCUGGGAUAAGAUUACUUAGUGGCAGUGACCAUAAUGGCUUUGACGCAGGAUCAGUUAGAAGAUUCAUCUUGGGUUCAUCCUUAAAAUAUGGGCGGUUAAAUUACCUCCGCAUAUGGCACGAUAACUCUGGUCAAGGCGACUUGAAGUCUUGGUUCCUAAACAAAAUUAUCGUAGAUGACCUUCAAACUAAAGAAAGAUUUAUUUUUCACUGUGGAAGAUGGUUGUCCCUUAACCACGAUGACGGUAAAACAGAGAGGGUUCUACCUGUCAGUACCACGAAGCACCUCAACAGCUUCAGCAAUCGGUUUUCAGAACACGCACAAUUCAAUCUAACUGAUAGCCAUCUCCUUGUAUCCACAAUCAUUCGCCCGGAGAGCAGCAACUUUUCCCGCGUGCAAAGAGUGUCCUGUUUUUUUGUUCUGUUGUUACUUUCCAUGAUAAGCCACGCUAUGUAUUUCAAGGACUCCACAGACGUGACUCCAAGUCAGGUCAAGAUUGGCAGCUUGAGCUUCUCCUUGAAAGACAUUUACGUAUCGAUGAUCGUAGUGUUAAUCACCACCCCUCCGGUUAUGUUAGCCUCCGUUGUUUUCAAAAAGUCAGCACAAAAGGUCAAUUACUUAGGCAAAGUCUUCCCAAGAAGAUUAUCAACAUCGUCACAAAAAUAUGCUUCAACCAAAUCUUUUGAACCACAUAAAAUGAAUUUAGUGUCCAUGUUUGAAACUGAAAAGCCAAUUUUUCCCGGCUGGACACUGUAUCUAGCUUGGGUUAUUUUGGUUUUGACAGCUCUUGCUUCUGCUUUCUUUUUGCUGUUGUACAGCCUCCAAUGGGGCAAAGCGAGGUCAACCAGGUGGAUUAUCAGCUUCUUGAUGUCUGUGCUGGAGUCUGUCUUAGUUGUCGACCCAGUAAAGGUUCUCUUUAUGGCAAUGAUGACAGCGCUUUUCCUGAAAAACAAGGAAACUCAGUACAAAUUGAGGGUGGAUCUCCGACAUCUCCGGCGGUUAGCAAGAGAAUUCUAUAACAAGAAUUAUGGAUCUCUGAACGUGCUGAGAAAACAAAUCCUGGGUCGACAAGAGCCAACUCUAGAUCAAGACGUUAAAAAAUUUAGAAACAGAAGACAACAGGAGAUGAACGCCAGGAGAGUGUUUAGAGAACUUCUGAUUUACUGCUUAUUUGCUUUCAUCGUUUUCAGUAUUAGUUACAUUCACAAGGAUCAGCGAUCAUUUUCAUUGAAGAACAAUAUAAAUAACAUGCUCAUUCAGGAUUCAAUGUCCAAAAAUAAAUUUUCAAAGCUUAACCAGACAAGUGACUACUAUAAUUGGCUGAAAGCUGCCGUGAUACCACAACUGUUUCCGUCACGUGACUGGAGUAACAGGACACUGCCCUCGUCUCCUUGGUUCGGGGACCUUGUCAACGUACGGGUUGGUGGUGUUAAACUCAGGCAGGUUAGGGUAUCAGACGAACCUUGCACGACCUCCUUUUUACAUAUUGUUCGACCAUGUGUGCAUGAGUAUCAAGACAAUAAGAUUGAAAUCCGAGACUUUGAUCCAAAAUGGAAUCCCCAAAGAAACAUGUCAUAUACCCCAAACAUGCUUAAUAAUGCAUGGACGUAUACGUCUGAUGAUGAGGGGUUGCAAAUCCCUGGGCACGUUCAUGUUUACGAGCCAGGGGGAUACAUGGUUUUAUUCCCGGAUAAUCAAAUGGAAACACUAGACUUAGUUAAUCAUUUGCUGGAAUAUCGAUGGUUGGAUAGACGGACUCGAGCAAUAUUUUUGGAAAUUAACUUAUACAAUCCGAAUAUCAACGUCUUUUCAUAUGUGAUGUUUAUCGCUGAAUUCUUGGAAACGGGCGGCAUUGUGCCGUGGUCUGACAUCUGGGUAUUCCGACCCAAUGAGUUUGCCGGAGCGAUGGGAACGUACGCGGGACUGUGCUACAUCCUCUUUCUUAUCUUCCUUGUUGGUGGGACAAUUUCACUCACGAGAAGGUUGAUAAAGAGAAGACUAGCAUUCCUAAAGGAUAUCUGGAACACGGUAGACCUGGCUUGCAUUCUUCUAAGCUAUACAGGCGUCGUCAUUUUUUCCAUCCGUUUGUCAAAAGCCAAUGAGACAAUGGCAAAAUUUAAUUAUAAUCAAUCAAAGUUUAUAAGUUUUCAAUCGGUUUUUCUUUGGGACUUCGCAUUUAACUGUAUUAUCGGUAUCUUGACCUUCAUAACAACAUUGAGAACUCUCAAGAUUCUUGGAUACAACCGAAGAUUGACCGAAAUUUUUCGGGUUAUUACCACAGCUGCCAUGGACCUGAUAGGAUUUGGUUUCGUCUUUAUCAUUAUAUACACUGCAUAUGUCUUGUUUGGAUUUUUGAUUUUUGGAAAAACCUUGAACGAUUAUAGUACCGUGUUUAGGUCAUUUGGAACAUUGACAAAUUCAUUGAUAGGUAAAAACCGUCUGGAUAUGAUGAUUCACGUAGCACCAGAAGCUGCCUCCUUCUUCUACUUUACAUACUCUGUUUGUGUCAUAUUUACCCUGCUCACUACGUUUUCGGCGAUUCUAAACUACAGCAUCAAGCGGGUUCGUCAACAAUCGAAGAAUAAUCCCGAGGCUUUUGGAAUAGUCGACAUUCUCGGAUCUAGCAUAAGUGAUAUAUUUGGAAUUGCAGCAACACUAAAACAAAAUAGAAAUGCCGAAAAAACAAAUCUGACAGCCAGGAGACAUAACAUUCAAGAAGAAAUCAACGUUAUUGGAGUUAUUCGACUUCUACGGGACAUAAUUGUCAAGUGCAUGGGUGAUGCUUUCGUGAACGCAAAACAAGAUUCGUCAUUUAAAAAGAUAAGAAUCCCUUUCAGUCCAACAAUACGAAAUUCCUUACGUAAACAGACAGCCCGUAAUAGUGUCAACAGACUUGAAAGAAUCGGGACAGGCAAUUUUGACGUCAAUAUGCCUGAGAGAAUCGGGACAGCCAAUUAUGAUGUCAACAGGUUGAAGAGAAUUGGGACGCUGAAGGACAUAGAACUGUCGAUCGAUCCUAGGCAAGACAGUUUUGUCAAACGAAGAAUUCAUUACUUGUAAAUGUCUUUUAUGUUUUUAUUGUAGCGGAUUUUCUACUGUAAAAUAUAUAUAUAUAGUUGUUCAUCUUGAUUGUUUUAAGGUUUAUUUUUUAAGAAUGUUUCCGUCUUGCUGGAAUGUUUCUUUUUUUCCUCCUAAUUAGAAGGGGGGGGUUUGCAUUAUUAGAAUUUUGUGACGUGAUAACUCAUAAACAUGUACAUGUAGUAGAGCUCGCGAUAUGGUACUAGAAUGCACUUACUUUCCAUGUCGAAUGCUUUUUGCUAGUUGAUUGCCGUGUCCUUGGAAGACGGUAUGAAGAGUUGAAAUAAUUUACAGUCUUCCUCUUCUUUGUGUUGGUAGAAAAUACAUGAUAUGAAAAUUUACAUUUAUUUCAUUGGUUAAAAUUAUGUUCGGCGCAAGGGAGAUAAUUUUCUGAUGAUCCUUUUCACGUACGACUAACAAAUUUCGUAGAUUUCAAAUCUUAAAAAGUGAGAAAACAAAAAGUUAAUACAAAUUGCUAUGAAUGAAAUUCAGCCUUUGAUAUUCAGGUCCAACUAGUUGAAAGCAAUAUUCUAUAAUAUCUAUUGAAAUUUUCUGUAUUUCAUUUAUUAUUUUUAUUCAAAUACAAAAAUGUAAAUAACAAAUUGAUGCAGUAUGGCUAAUAUUGGUAAGUUGUUUGCACCAUAGAUACUAGGUAAAAUUACAUGUAAUAUUUGUUUAGAAAAUGCUGAAUGCAGCGGUAUAACUUUGAUUUUAUCAAUAUCAUACGGGUUUAAGACCCUUCCUAAGAUCUCUUUUACCCUACUGUAGUCGAUAUCAACUUACAAGCUCAGGUACGCAUUUCUCAAUUUUAGACACACAGGCUUAAAAGACAUAUAAUGACAUAAAAAUGCUCCACACGCCAUGGUGCGUGUAUGUAGAGAAAAGUGACAUUUAUAUAUUAAAAAAUUAAAUUUUCCUUGAUAAUUGAUUGCUGUUUAGGGUUCGCUCUUUAGACGGUAGGCUUUUUUAAAAAGCUUAACUUGUUUUAAUCAACUCUCCUAUGCAGUUACUCUGGCAAACCGGAAGUGAAACAGUGUUUGGACCUAAGCACAAAUCAAUUCCGCCGACAACUCUAAGUUCUUGAAAAAAAAACCCGAUAAAUUCGAUGCAAGAUCUUCUAGAUCUGAAACAUUGUUUUUCAAGAAAACUUUUUCUAUAAAUACCUUGAUAAUCGUCAGAUUUUAAAUCGUACAAACAAUUUGUAUAUUUUUUAGUUGUAAGUAUUCCUACGCUUGAGUUAAAUAGAUAUAGUUUCUUUCAACCAGACGCUCGGCUGUCUCCAUAAAUCUCCGACAAGCAUAGGGUCUCUCUUGCUUGUCGGAGAUUAACGGAGACAGCCGAGUGUAAGGCUGAAUGAGGCUAGAUUUCAAUAUUGCUUGGAUCCAUAUAAUUUCUCCGAAAUAUUUCGAUUACUGAUGGAAUUGAUUAUAUAUACUUCACAACAUGAUACAUAGGUUUUCUCAAAAUUCUUUGUCGGAAAAGUCCGAUACUUCAUAUAAAAAAUUUGUUCAAAUACUUAUAAGAAAAUACUUGCCAUGCAAAAUAAAUUAUCGUUGAUUUUAAAAUAAAUAAUAUUCGAUAAAAUCAACUUCCGUCAGUUCUUAAUUUCUUUGAUUUAACUAUACA